This is a messenger RNA of Triticum urartu, 1261 nucleotides long. The record is from RefSeq and is a predicted model, not a curated record. NCBI's taxonomy places the organism in Eukaryota, Viridiplantae, Streptophyta, Magnoliopsida, Poales, Poaceae.
UCUUCUCUUCCAGCCGUUCACCGGAGAGAGAGAGAGAGAGAGAGAGAGAGAGAGAGGUUAACGCAGGCUGCUAGUUCGGCCAUGGAGAUGGAGCUGCCCAAUCUCAACGGCCCGGUGAAGCAAGAAAUCGUUGUGCAUGAUGCAGCAGCCCAAGGAAGAGGAGGUGGUGGUGGCGCAAUCGCGGAGGCGUCGGAACACGGCAUGAGGAGGACGGAGGCCACGCCCACGCCCACCGUGAGGAUUGAGGCCAACAUGCUUGACUGCCCCAUCUGCUCCUCCCCCUUCAAGCCUCCCGUCUUCCAGUGCAAAGGCGGGCAUCUGGCUUGCGGCAGCUGCGUCGCGAAGCUCCCCUGGAAACAGUGCCAGAGGUGCGACCACGGCGGCGACUUCCACGGCUGCCCCUUUGUGGACGCCUUCGUCUCCUCGGCCAGGAUGAAGUGCGACCACCACGGCUGCGGCCGCCAGGUCACCUACCACAAGCUCGACGACCACAAGAGCGCGUGCCCGCUCGCGCCCUGCAGGUGCCCGGUGCCCGGCUGCGGCUUCGAAGGCCCGCCGCCGGCGCUCCCCCUCCACCUCAGCGCCAUCCACUCCAUGCCCGUGCACGCGGUUCAGUACGGCAAGGUGCUCCAGCUCGAGGUGCCGGUGUCGGAGCCGCGGCGCCUGCUGUUCGCGGAGGAGGACGGCCGCGCGUUCCUCGUGGUCGGCGGCUCGCUCGGCCUGGGCGUGCCCAUCGCCUUGUCGGCCAGGGCGGGGGCGUCCCCGCCGCCGCACUACAUGGCCAAGGUGUGGGCGAACGGGCCGCCGGCGGUGGCCAACGACAGGACCGACGCGGUCCGAGCGGAAAUCCAUGUGACGAGCAGCAAGGAGCCCGGCACCGUCGCCGUGGAGGAGCUGACCUUCUUGACGGUGCCACACAAGCUGCUGGCUGGGGCUGGCCCGUCCAGGACGGUGUCCCUCCACGUUCGCAUUGACAAGGUCACCUCCUAAAUGAGUCUGCUAUGCCUAGGGUUCUACUGAUCUUAAUACUGGUAAGGUUUAGUCUAGUUUGGUUUAAUUUAGCUUAACAGAUGAUGGAUUUUGGUAGCAUGCGUCAAUUCGUUCAACAUCAGAUGAGUACUUUUUUUGUGUGAAAACAUUAGAAGAGUACUUGUUAGUUGAGUUCCCACAUGAUUAGUACAUGGAAGAGGUAUUUUGAGGCUGUUGGAUGUAAGAUCUUUGGCUAGCAUGUAAACUAAAAACAUGCUGGUUAUAUGUUUGU